Molecule: messenger RNA, 1341 nt
Organism: Mesocricetus auratus (golden hamster)
Lineage: Eukaryota; Metazoa; Chordata; Mammalia; Rodentia; Cricetidae
Gene: Sat2
Product: spermidine/spermine N1-acetyltransferase family member 2
Exons: 6
Coding region: 233-799 (188 amino acids)
Molecular function (GO): N-acetyltransferase activity
Source: RefSeq, a predicted model, not a curated record
GGAGGGCGGGGUGCAGACUUUAAGGCCUUUCUUAGCAGAAAAGACCACCAGGCUGGUCCAAGCUCCUCGCUGAGACCCGCUGGUGUCCGAACCCUAUCUGGGAGCUCCUAGUAUUUCUUCUGCCCCUUCACUUCCAGCUGUUUUAGAGACCUGAGCUGUAGACCCUGUCUGUGGUCCUGCAGAGGCGAAGUGGAGAUCGUCGUUGAUCUUUGAUUUUGACAGUGAGAAUCGAAUGGCUUCCACGCGGAUCCGAGAGGCCACGGAGAGAGAUUGUGGAGACAUUCUGAGGAUGAUACGGGAACUGGCCGAGUACGAGAAACUGUCCCAUCAGGUGAAGAUCAGUGAAGAAGUGUCUCUUUGUCGUCCCCCUCCCCCGCGCCCCAAUCUCACCCCAAUCUCUACAGCUCUGAGAGCAGAUGGCUUUGGAGAGAACCCUUCCUUUCACUGUUUGGUGGCAGAGGUUAUUCCAGCACCUGGGGAGCUCCAAGGGCCCCGUGUGGUGGGCUUAGGGCUGUACUACUUCAUCUACAGCACAUGGAAGGGACGAAACAUUUAUCUGGAAGACAUCUAUGUGAUGCCGCAAUAUCGGGGUCAAGGAAUUGGAACCAAAAUAAUCAAAAAGGUGGCUGAGGUUGCCCUGUGUAAGGGGUGCUCCCAGUUCCGCCUGGCAGUUCUGGACUGGAACAAGAAGGCCAUGGACUUGUACAAGUCUCUGGGAGCGCAAGAUCUGACUGAAUUGGAAGGCUGGCAUUCCUUUCGAUUUGAAGAAGCGGCAAUGAGGGAGUUGGCAGGAUGGUGAUGACAUCUCCUGGAGAGUUUUCUCUACUGCCACCUUUUGGGAUCACCAUAUCAAGUUUUCCUAAGAUGAUAGUCACAGACUCUGACCCAGACAGACUAACCCAAAGGCCUCCCAAGGUGCAGAAAGAGCAGAAGCAGGGGAGGAAAAAGUUUGUCCUCAUGUGCCAUUAGGUAGAGGAAUUGAUGGAAGGACAGGGUGCAGUCACUUAGAACCCUUCGUUGGAGACUAUAGCUCUAAUGGAGGCUGAGCCAGUGAUGCUGAUAGGCCCCCCAAGGAUUUAGGGGAUCCUAGUCUAGUGUAUGAUUUUAAAAAGAGAACAAGGGAUUGGAGAGAUGUCUGAGUGGUUAAAAGCACUGGCUACUUGGUCUUCAGAGGACCCAGGAUAGUUCCCAGCACCCACAUGGCAGCUCACAACUGUCUAACUCCAGUUCCAGGGAAUCUAGCACCCACAGACAUACAUGUAGACCAAACAUCAAUGCACCUAAAAUAAAAAUGAAUUUCAAAAAAAAUUAAAAGGAACAAUGGUAUAGCAAUCUUGUCAA